Molecule: messenger RNA, 894 nt
Organism: Phyllopteryx taeniolatus (common seadragon)
Lineage: Eukaryota; Metazoa; Chordata; Actinopteri; Syngnathiformes; Syngnathidae
Gene: gpx9
Product: glutathione peroxidase 9
Exons: 5
Biological process (GO): response to oxidative stress
Molecular function (GO): glutathione peroxidase activity
Source: RefSeq, a predicted model, not a curated record
CUGACCCAUGUGUUUGUUUCAGUAAAUGUCACGGAGAGAGCCGCUUAGCGAACCGCUCACUCUCGGGACUGUGUGUGCGAGCAAGAAGUUUACGCUAGAUAAAAUAGGAUCAUGGCCGAUAAAUCCAUCUAUGAUUUCUCUGCCGAGACCCUGGACGGAGUUACGGUGCCACUGGGGGACUUCCGGGGUAAGGUGCUUCUCGUCGUCAACGUGGCCACCUUCUGAGGGUCGACUAUAGAAGAGUACCAUCAACUGAAUGCACUCAUGGAAAUGUUCGGAAACCUCAACUUCACCGUGCUGGGCUUCUCCUGCAACCAGUUCGGCCUGCAGUCCCCUGAGGUGAAUCAUGAAACCUUAAACAUCCUUACGUACGUGAGACCCGGGGGGGGAUUCGUGCCAAAGUUUCCCAUCUUUGGCAAGGUGGAGGUGAAUGGAGUCAACGAGGAGCCGCUGUUCACUUACCUAAAAGAAUCUUUGCCCUUUGUGAACCCUGUCAUUGGCGACUUAAAGAAGUUCUACUGGUCUCCAAUUACGGUCAAUGAUAUCCGAUGGAAUUUUGAAAAGUUUCUCAUCACUGCGGAUGGCAAGCCUUUCAGCAGGUACGAGCUGCACUGUCCCAUUGAUAAGGUUGAGAAGGACAUCACAGAGCUACUGUAACAGACAGUCGUCAGUUGAUCAGCGGUGGCAGCGUGACGGUCCCUCGGUAAAUGCACAUGUGUGCCCCUGAGCUGGAUCUGAUGAGGAGGAGGAACGGGACUCGGAUUUUCAUUGCAUUCGCUCUGAGAACAAAUUCCUCUCCGCCACCAAUAAUAUUCAUAAAAAUAAAUAUGAUUAGAAUCUCUGCUUGCUUUUAUUAUCACUACAUAAAUAAAGCAAUGGUGGUUUGAAUCCUGA